Messenger RNA from Paraglomus occultum, 669 nucleotides. The record is from the annotation of a GenBank genome assembly. Lineage: Eukaryota; Fungi; Glomeromycota; Glomeromycetes; Paraglomerales; Paraglomeraceae.
AUGAAGUUUGUUAUUAUUCCCCUCACCGAAGACGACGUUUCUGGUUGUGACUGUUUCGCACCUACCCAUAGCUUUAAGGCAAAUUGGUGUCUUGACUUGUACGGGUACCUUAGCGCCGACGAAUUUCAAAAGCAACUGAAAACGAUCAAUGACUAUAUCAAAGCUUACCCUUUGCUGAGUACAAAAUCAAAGAAAAUACUCUCGUACAUUUUCGGAGGACUGUACGGGUUUACUCUCCUCACCCUCGUGUUGAUUACGUUCACUGCGUCGUUUCAAGGAAGCAGCGUAUCGAGUCUUCGUCUUGCCUGUGUCGUCCUCCAUCUCUUGGCUGGCAUUGCGUUUUUGGCGGGGCGAAAAAUAGCCGACAACGUGGCAAAGAAUCGUGCCAACGCAUUCAAACAGGCCAUGCAACCUCUGCUCGAUAAAAUCAAUCUGGCGGCAUACCCAACCGCUAAUUGGAAACUCGUAUGGCGUGACGUUCUCACUCAUUACAGCGUAAAUAUAGAGUCUAACGGUAAAGGAAAGGCUACACCGAAAUACGCUGAACAUGCAGAGUUGGUAAUUGAAAUUCAUGACGGACUGUCUGCUCGUACCGCUCACACGAUUCAUGUAAAUAUUCCUACUGCAGUUUCUACAAAACAACUUUCUCAGAUGGCUACUUUGUCAUGA